Callorhinus ursinus (northern fur seal) is the source of this 1182-nucleotide messenger RNA. RefSeq names its product neuralized E3 ubiquitin protein ligase 3 (gene NEURL3). Lineage: Eukaryota; Metazoa; Chordata; Mammalia; Carnivora; Otariidae. The record is from RefSeq and is a predicted model, not a curated record.
AUGGGGGCCCAGCUCUGCUUCCAGGCUGACGCCAAGGCGCCGCGAGAGACACUCCGCUUCCACGCUGAGGCCAAGGGCGCGCAGGUGCUGCUGGACGCCCAGCAGUGCACUGCACACAGGCGCGCCACGUUCCACGACGGCAUCGUGUUCAGCCAGCGGCCGGUGGCGCCGGGCGAACGGGUGGCGCUGCGCGUGCUGUGGCACGAGAGCGGCUGGUGCGGCGGGCUCCGCGUGGGCUUCACGCGCCUGGACCCCGCGCGGCUGUCGGCGCCCAGCCUGCCGCCCUUCGUGUGCCCAGACCUGGAGCAGCAGAGCCCGACGUGGGCGGCCGUGCUGCCCGAGGAGGGCGUGCUGCCCGGGGACGUGGUCCGCUUCUGGGUGAACCGCGGCGGCCGGCUCUACGCCAGGGUCAACGCGGGCCCCCGGCUCCUGCUGCGCAAGGGCGUGCUCCUGGGCGCCCCGCUCUGGGCCGUGAUGGACUUGUACGGGACCACCAAGGCCAUCGAGCUGCUGGAUCCCACGGCCAGCGUCUUUCCCUCAACCAUGCCAUGGGCCUUCAGUGAUGAGACUCUGCAGCCUGAAGCUGCAGCAGGAGAGGAGUGUGCCAUCUGUUUCCACCGUGCUGCCAACACCUGCCUUGUCCCCUGCGGCCACACACACUUCUGCAGCUACUGCGCCAGGCGGGUCUUCAGGGACUUGGCCAAGUGUCCUGUAUGUCGGUGUAAGAUUGAGGCUGUGACCCCCGCGUGGGGCCCCCCUACUCUGAGGACUGGAGAGGGCCUUCCGGGUGCGGGUGGCAGACUGAGUCUAGCUCUGAGCCUGGCCUCUGCAGGGUGGAGAGGUGCAGCGCCCCACCACCCACAUUCUGGAGGAGUCAGAAAAGCUGGUCAGCGGCAGGCCUAGCAGGGCGAGGGAGGCGGGGAGGCAAUGGCUCCUCCCUCCUCCCCAACAGAUUGGGGCCAGUGGAGAAAGGAGGAGCCCCUCUAUCUCCCUGGUAGUUCAGCAGGGAGCCCUCUGCUUAGUCAGGUUCAUUUGUGCCCAGGGCUUGCCGAGGCUUUUGGCUGACCGCCUGGUGUGGUCACCGUAGACCUAGCAAUCCUGGUACCCAUAGGUCAUGUCAGGGAGAAGGGCCUUUAUUCAGAGACGGGGCAGCCUGUUCCCUGGUUUUAUAGUGGAGGAGCG